Molecule: messenger RNA, 2433 nt
Organism: Mus musculus (house mouse)
Lineage: Eukaryota; Metazoa; Chordata; Mammalia; Rodentia; Muridae
Gene: Nphp1
Product: nephronophthisis 1 (juvenile) homolog (human)
Exons: 5
Coding region: 1670-2251 (193 amino acids)
Cellular component (GO): adherens junction; anchoring junction; bicellular tight junction
Source: RefSeq, marked validated
CAUGUAUGUCUCUGAACUGCAUUGCAUGCUUGGUGCCUGUGGAGGUCAGAAGAGGCCGUCAGAUGUUACAGAUGGUUGUGAGCUACCAUGUGGGUGCUGGGAACUGGACCUGUGUCCUCUGCAAGAGCAGCCAGUGUUCUUAUCCAUUGGGCCGUGUCUGCAGCACUCCCGGGCCUUGCAGUGGCAUGUAGAACCUUAUUACCCUUCUUUCCGUAAACGAAGCGAGCAGUAGAGCAGCGGAGAGCACAGCUGCAUCCUAACAAAAUACACUUUCCCUUGGAGCCAAAUCCUUCACGUGCCAUCAGUGCGAACGCUGAGCCACUAAGUGAUUAUUUUUAUUGACACCUCUGAGACUCUAGAAUUGUGAAGAAUGGGGACCCCGCCUCAGCUCCUUUUUGUUGGACACUGUGUUGAUGCCUGGCUUAGUGGGGGUUCUAUUGCUGUAGUGAAACAUGAAAACUUGGGGCGGGAAGGGUUUAUUUGAUGUACACUUCCACAUAGUCUUCCAUCAUGGAAGGAAGUCAGGGCAGGAAUUCAGACAGGGCAGGAGUCAUGGAGUGUUGCCUACUGGCCUGUUCCUCGUGGCUUGCUCACCCUGCUUUCUUUUAAAACCCAGGACCCCCAGCUCAGGAUUGGCACCACUCGCAAUGGCCUUGGGCCCCUUCCACAUCAAUCGCUAAUUAAGAAAAUGCCAUUCAGGCUUGCCUGCAGCCUGAUCUUGUGGAAGUAUUUUCUCAGCUGAGGUUCCUAUCUCUCAGAUGACUCUAGCUUGUCAUAAAAACUGCCAGCAAAAUACUUGACAGAUAGAGAAUGGAUAGAAUAAGCUAAUUCAAAGGAUGUAGAUUUUUGAAUGCAUGCCAAGUUGUUUUCUCUCUGCCCCCCCCCCCCAAAAAAAAACCCAGAGUUCCUUAAUACCAUCCACCCAGCCGUGCCCUGGAGAAGCAGUGACCUGGGCAGUAGCACAGAUAUAUGGCCCUUCCUCAUAGACUGAGUCAGCAGACAUGCAGCUCUCCUCCACUAUCCAGGGCAAGGCACGAUGCUCCAGAUCCACCCCACAGUGCCCCACAGUGCCCACAGUGACAGUGCUCCACAGUGACAGACAGUGCUCCACAGUGACAGUGCUCCACAGUGACAGUGCCCCACAGUGACAGUGCCCCACAGUGACAGUGCCCCACAGUGACAGUGCCCCACAGUCAUAGUGCCCCACAGCGACAGUGCCCCACAGUGACAGUGCCCCACAGUGACAGUGCCCCCAUAGUGCCCCACAGUCAUAUGUCCCACAGUGACAGUGCUCCACAGUGCCCCACAGCAACAGUGCCCCAACAGUGACAGUGCCCCAGAGGGACAGUGGAGUUUGGCUUUGGAGAACAGACAUGGAGUCUAAGAAUCUGUUGGUUCCAUCUGGAGCCAGGCAUGUUUUAUCAGCUCCCUUCAUACUGCAGAGCAUCUGUCACAGUGGCUUGUGAGGCACUUUCUGGAGACGCAUUCAUAUUCAUGUCAAGACAGGCUCAUAGAAGCUGGGCAGGUGACCACUGCCUUUCAUGCAGUCCAGCUCCACUGGCUGUAGAUUCUCAUUGAAUGUGUGUUUGAAUGAACGCCGUCCCAAGCACUUAAACUCUGGCUCCAUAUUCCUGAUGUUUUUGUAGCACAGGGCAGUGUUUUCCGUCAGAUGAUAAGUGUGCGCAGGCAGCCUCAACUUCUGGUGAAACUUCGGUCUCUGAACAGGAGGUCCAGGGCCAUGCUCAGUCUGCUGCCAGAAACCCUGGUGGGGAGUAUGUGCUCUGCUCACUUACUGAUAUUUUACCGACAAAUUCUUGGAGAUGUGCUCCUGAGAGACAGGACAAACCUGCAAAGUGCCGAUUUAAUCAGUCAUCCCGUGCUGGCCACCUUCCCUCUGCUCCUGGAGCAGCCCGACGUGAUGGAUGCUCUCAGGAGUUCCUGGUCUGAGAAAGAAAGUACACUAAAGCGAGCAGAGAAGAGAGACAAAGAGCUCCUAAAGGCUGAGUUCCUCCUGGUCUACCAUGACUGCGUGCUCCCUCUUCUGCACUCGACACUGCUGCCCCCCUUUAGGUGGGCCGAGGAAGAGACAGAGGCUGCAAGAUGGAAAGCCAUUGCUGACUUCCUCAAGCAGAGCCGGGAGAACGAGGGUUCCCUGAAGGCUCUGCUGUCACCAGAUGGAGUUCACAAACCAUUUGACCUUUCGGAGCAGACCUUUGACUUCUUGGGUGAAAUAAGAAAGAACUCAGGCUAAUGGCGACCAUGCUCCGAUUCCCACUGGACCCAGGGAGCUUCCAGGAAGACUUGCCUCAAACAACUGAGCCAAAGACAGACUGGUUAGAACGUAGUCAUAUGCUUUUGUGUGCAAAUAAUAUUUUCAAAGAACUAAUAAUAAUUUGAUUGAGUGUAAAACAAUAAAAUAAAUUUUAUAAGGAA